This is a messenger RNA of Amyelois transitella, 2907 nucleotides long. Its product is annotated as fumarate hydratase, mitochondrial. The record is from RefSeq and is a predicted model, not a curated record. Gene Ontology annotation, biological process: tricarboxylic acid cycle; fumarate metabolic process; malate metabolic process. Bases 402 to 1835 code for a protein of 477 amino acids. Gene Ontology annotation, cellular component: mitochondrion; tricarboxylic acid cycle heteromeric enzyme complex. Gene Ontology annotation, molecular function: fumarate hydratase activity. The transcript has 10 exons. NCBI's taxonomy places the organism in Eukaryota, Metazoa, Arthropoda, Insecta, Lepidoptera, Pyralidae.
AAUCAGUCUACACACAGCUUCGUGUGUCUGCGGUUGAUAUCGCGAUAAAAAUAACUUUGGAAGGAUAAGUAGUGGGGCUUUAACCGGUCUUGUUUUGACGCUACGUGGCCAUUUAGAACCUCGUUUUAUUCUCAUUUGUUCGUUCGAAACAGCGGUACUGACAUUCACUUUUAUUACAAUUCUGUCUGGUAGAAAGGCUAGCGCCCAAGUUUUUUUUUUAAUUUUAAAACAGGCCGAAAAGAAAAAACAUUUUUAAAAAUAACAAAUUUGAAAACUUAUAUUGACAGUGUAAAUUUGACUCGUUGGCGGGUGUUUUAAAUUUUUUGUGUCGUUUAUUUUUGUAAAUUUUUGUAGUUUUUAUUUGUAUUGUAUUUGAGUACUUGAAGUGAAUUUGUGAAAAAAUGGCGUGUUCAGUGUGUUUAUCGGACAAGAAGCCUAUUAAAUUUAGGAAAGAGAGGGACACAUUCGGCGAGUUGGACGUGCCGGAUGACAAGCUUUUUGGAGCUCAGACCGUGAGGUCUGUUAUGAACUUUCCGAUUGGUGGGAUUGAGGAGCGAAUGCCUUUCCCUGUCAUCGUGGCUUUUGGUAUUUUGAAGAAAGCUGCCGCCAAGGUCAACAUUGAAUUCGGUCUCGAUAAGAAAAUUGCGGACGCAAUAAUGCAGGCGUGCGAUGACGUCAUAUCCGGCAAGUUGUACCGCGAGGGCCACUUCCCGUUGGUCAUCUGGCAGACGGGGUCUGGUACUCAGUCCAAUAUGAACACCAAUGAGGUGAUAUCCAACCGUGCCAUCCAAAUCCUCGGCGGCAAACUGGGUAGCAAGGAUCCUGUGCACCCCAACGACCACGUGAACAAAUCCCAGAGCUCCAACGACACUUACCCCACCGCCAUGCACAUAGCCGUCGCCAUGGAACUCAGGGAUAGACUCAUGCCUGGCCUGGUGGCACUAAGGGACACUUUGCAGAACAAGUCUAGGGAAUUCGACAACAUCAUCAAGAUUGGCAGGACUCACCUCAUGGAUGCGGUGCCCCUGACCCUCGGCCAGGAGUUCAGCGGCUACGUCACCCAACUGGAGUACGCCAUACAGCGGGUGUGCGCGUGUUUGCCGAGACUCCAUUAUCUCGCCCUGGGCGGCACUGCCGUGGGCACUGGCCUGAACACCAGGAUAGGCUUCGCUGAGAAGUGUGCCGCUGAAAUAGCUAAACUAACAGGUAUCCCGUUCGAGACGGCGCCGAACAAGUUCGAAGCCCUGGCCUCUCACGACGCGAUGGUGGAAGUGUCGGGAGCCCUGAACACUAUCGCCGUCUCGCUCAUGAAGAUCGCCAACGACAUCCGCCUGCUGGCUUCCGGCCCGAGGUGCGGGCUGGCCGAGCUGUUGUUGCCCGAGAACGAACCUGGAUCCUCUAUCAUGCCCGGCAAAGUGAACCCAACGCAAUGCGAGUCCCUCACCAUGAUAGCUGCCCAAGUGAUGGGGAACCACGUGGCCUGCAGCAUCGGAGGCAGCAACGGCCACUUCGAGCUCAACGUCUUCAAACCCAUGAUUGUGGCCAACGUACUCAGGUCCAUCACUUUGCUGGGCGACGGCUGCCAGGCAUUCAACAAGAACUGCGCGGUGGGCAUCAAGGCGAACACUCAACAGAUUGAGAAGAUAAUGCGCGAAUCGCUUAUGUUGGUCACCGCGCUCAACCCGCACAUUGGAUACGAUAAUGCCGCGCUAAUAGCCAAGACCGCCCACAAAGAAGGCGGUAAUCUCAAGGACACGGCCAUCAAACUAGGCAUCCUCACCGCAGAACAGUUUGACCAGUGGGUCAAACCUGAAGAUAUGCUGGGACCUAAGUAAUUGUAAGAAGAAUCAAAAGAUGAUGGGUCCAAGUGGACUUAGACCUGUAGGAAGAUCAGUGGCUUUAAUAUAUGUCUGGAUUUGAAUAAAUUGUUAGAGAAAUAUCAGUGUGUCCAAUAUUAAUAAGCUUGGACCCAAGUGUUUUUGAAAAUAUCAGACUUGGACCUGAUUGUAAUAAGUUAGUCAGUGAUGAAAGGCAGAUCGAAAUAAAUGUUUUAUACCUGGUAUAUAAUUUGACCUAAAAUGGCGGCGUAGUCACAAGACAUACUUUUUAAAAUUUUUGAUGCCUGUAUCAAUUGAUGAAUGCAGAAUAGUCCUUUUUUUCUUGUGCCGCUCCCGAAGUCUCCCGAAUCAGUGAACUUGUCCAUUCAAGUUAAAUAGAGUCAAUUCAACGAAGAAUAUAAAAUAUUGACUAUUUUAUAUGUGAGAUACAUAUGUUACGAUAAUUGGAAAGUGAUAGUUUUGUAUCAUGGUCUAAUUAGAGGCAAGUAAAGCGAGGAUUACAGUAUAAAUAUUUUUAAAGUAUCAGAAUAUUAAAAAAAAACAUGUUGAUGUCUUUAUGAGCUUUUGUUCUGUGACAUGUCUUAUUUUUUUUUCUUGUAUUGAGAUAAAAUGUCCUAUUGUUAAUUAUUCUUCGUUGAAUUGAAGAUCUUUUGAAAUAAGAAAUCGAGAUUUUAGUACAAAUAAUGCAGUUUUUUUUAAAUAAUGUUUUAUAAUUUCAAUACAUUUUAUGUAUAAAGCAUAUGUAUCAUGCAUUUAUCAAAUUAUUUUUUAAUGGUUGUAUGUUUUUACCGGCGCUCAAAAAAGGUUUUAUUAUAUGUUAAGUUUAUACUUUCACACAGUUUUAUAUACGUAAAACAACGUUCAAUAAUACAUUUCGCAUAAUUAAUGUCUCUCAAAAAAAAUAUACAGUUAGAAAUUGGUAAGUUUCGUAGAAUCGUGGGUAACCGCAAGUUUCUUACUUGUACUUUAAGUCUUUUUAAGGCUCCAAUGAUUAUUAUUUUAAAAUUUAGAUCAUGUUUUGUUCUUUAUUUAUUUUUGUUUGUAAGUUGAAUAAAAUAAUGAUUAUUCA